AUGGCUGAAUUUUUGCAAGAUGUUAAAAGCCUUGCAGACGAGCUUGCUCUCAUUGAUCAUCCCAUACCACAAGAUGAUCUCACCUUAUAUAUUCUUGAUGGCUUGGGCGAGGACUAUACUGGUAUCGUUGGUUCCAUUCGAACCCGAGAAACCCCCUUCUGUUUUGAAGAACUCAAGGACAUUCUUGUAGCCCAAGAGGGGUUCAUAUCCCGACUUACAUCGGCUGCACCUCUCUCCUUCACCACAGCCAACUAUCAUUAUAAACAGCCUGGUGCCAACCAUCCACCAUCCCAAGGCAGAGGAAAUGGACCUCCACGGUCAAACUGGAACUCCAACAGAUCAAAUCAAAACUGGAACAACAACAGGUCAUCCUCCUCUGGUGGCCGUGGUCGUGGUUAUAAUAGGGUGGUCUGUCAACUUUGUGACAAACCUGGUCAUCCCGCUAACAAAUGCUGA
Tripterygium wilfordii is the source of this 456-nucleotide messenger RNA. RefSeq lists its product as uncharacterized. The transcript has a single exon. The record is from RefSeq and is a predicted model, not a curated record. The coding region runs from base 1 to 456 and encodes 151 amino acids. Gene Ontology annotation, molecular function: nucleic acid binding; zinc ion binding. NCBI's taxonomy places the organism in Eukaryota, Viridiplantae, Streptophyta, Magnoliopsida, Celastrales, Celastraceae.